AUGAAGGUUUCAGUGGUUGGCACUGCCACGUCCUGUGCCAAUGUUACGGUCAGUCUUACUCUUACCAGUCGUGGGGGUGGCGGUGGUUGUCAACCCCUCCCAUUUCAAUAUCCUUCCGUUUCGUUCCUCCGAACAUCCAAAUCAUCACUUGCCAUAGCGUGUUCUUUCGGUGGGAACGAUGCUCCUUCUCCUUCGUCUCCCGCCAAUCUCCUUCGCCGAAUUCUCGACUCCCCGGGGGUUCACCAAGGACCGGCAUGUUUCGACGCUCUAAGCGCCAAGCUCGUUCAGACCGCCGGCUUCCAAUUCUGCUUCACCAGCGGCUUCUCCAUUUCGGCUUCCAGACUCGCCUUGCCCGACACCGGCCUCAUCUCUUACGGCGAAAUUCUCGAUCAAGGCCACCUCAUCACCCAGGCCGUCUCCAUUCCCGUCAUCGGCGACGCCGACAACGGCUACGGCAACGCCAUGAACCUCAAGAGAACUCUCAAGGGAUAUAUCGCCGCCGGUUUCGCGGGAAUCAUUCUCGAAGAUCAGGUAGCGCCGAAAGCGUGUGGACACACGCGCGGGAGGAGAGUGGUGUCGAGAGAAGAGGCGGUGAUGAAGAUUAAGGCGGCGGUGGAUGCGAGAAGAGAGAGUGGUUCUGAUAUUGUGAUUGUGGCACGAACGGAUGCUCGCCAAGCUGUGUCGUUGGAUGAAGCGCUUGUAAGGUCGAGGGCGUUCGCGGAUGCUGGAGCUGAUGUUCUUUUCAUAGACGCUCUUGCUUCCAGAGAAGAGAUGAAGGCUUUUUGCGAAGUUUCUCCGCUUGUUCCCAAAAUGGCCAAUAUGCUCGAAGGUGGUGGCAAGACGCCGAUACUUAAUCCUAUGGAGCUUGAAGAGAUUGGUUUUAAGAUCGUUGCAUAUCCCCUUUCCUUGAUCGGGGUUUCUAUACGAGCAAUGCAGGAUUCACUUAUAGCCAUUAAAGGAGGUCGUAUUCCUCCUCCAGGAAGCAUGCCUUCUUUUGAAGAAAUUAAGGAUAUCUUAGGGUUCAAUGCUUACUAUGAAGAAGAGAAGCGUUAUGCUACAAGUAACAAUCAGCAGCUUUCUAAAGGAGAAAGCAGUAGCCUAUACAGUAUACGACGCAGAGAUCAAGUUGAUACUGAGCAGACAAGUCAAAGUUUCAAAGAUCCCAUUGUAGAAGUUAUAUCACCUGAUGAUGUGUACAAUAAAUAUGGUGCAGAUAGUUCAAGGAACCCUUUUUCUGGUAUCUGGUCUCGAACUCUCAGAGUCAAAAUAACUGGCAGAGAUGGAUUUGAGAGGCUCGAUCUUAGGAUUCCUGCUGGAUUUCUGGAUGGAAUCACAAACAUAGUUCCUGCUUUGGGUGGCAUAAACAUCAAAGAACUGUUGGAUGAUGCGGCUGAGGAAGUUGGGGGAAAACUCUUGUUAGAUUUUAAAGACAGGAUGGGGGACAGGAUUCAAGUAUUUUUGGAUAGGGAGUUUGAGGCCAUUAAUGAGGUGAAGCAAUUUCCUACAAUAUCAUGUCAUGGACAUUUGGAUGAGAAAGCCUUGUUAUAUUCGUUGAUAAUAAUUUUUCCCAGGGCAUGGAUGGUUCAUAUUGAUGAAGGCAAGUGUGAACAAGGCACGACAGCAUGGUUCUUGAUGGGUGCAAACAUGGUUCUCUACUUGGGUGCACGACAGCAUCGGGAUGGAAGCAGAGAAAGUUCCAUAUCCUAUAAGCUAAAACAAGUCGACUGA
Sphenostylis stenocarpa is the source of this 1728-nucleotide messenger RNA. Lineage: Eukaryota; Viridiplantae; Streptophyta; Magnoliopsida; Fabales; Fabaceae. The record is from the annotation of a GenBank genome assembly.